AUGUCGACAACCAGAUUACCUUGCAUUCCCUCUAUCCGGAAGCAGCAACUUCAUCUUGAAUUCGCAAGCUUGCGACAAGCCGCACCUCUUGGAGUUUAUGUGAGCCUCGCGCCCGGAGACCCGACCCUGUGGAAUGGAGUCAUCUUUGUCCGUUCCGGUCCCUACGCCUCCGCCGUCCUUCGUUUCCAAAUCCGCUUCCCACACAUCUACCCUGAUCUUCCACCACUAGUCACCUUUGCAACAGAUGUCUUCCACCCAUUGAUUGUUCCUCUCACCACAUACACGUUUAGUACCAGCUCAGCAAGUGACGAUCCAGUCAGCGCGACCGAUGAGGAGCGACUGCCACCCGGAGGGUUCAGUCUGCGCCAUGGCUUCCCACAUUGGUUUGGCAGAUCAAAACGGAGUGGCCUAGGCUCGGGCAGGUCCUCUCGAAAUGUGAGCGGGAAUACUGUUGGCACGGUCCCAGGUGCGAGAACUGUAUCUGGCGGUUCUGGGGCAGAAGGAAAUGUGGCUUUAAAUGGAUCGGCCACCGGCCCAAGUCAAGAGGAGCAGGGUACUGCGGGCGAUGAAAAGCCUCGAGUUUCCCAAGUACCUUCAGCUGAGCAAUUUAGAGAGCAACGAACGGUUGUACCUGUCGCGGAGUUGUUGGAGUACAUUCGCUCAACAUUUGAUGACGAAGAAGUUUUGGAUUCCUUGCCGGUAGAGGCCGCAGGAAAUCCUGGAGCAUGGCAUGCAUGGAAAGCACAUCGUCGGGGUGCGCUUGGCCCAAGCGAUUUGAAACGAGGAAGUCCGCAGGCACGGCUCCCGGGGGAUUGGCAUUGGGAUGGAAUCUGGGCUCGCCGGGCUCGGGAUGAAAUUCAAGCAAGUCAUUCCGAUCCGAUGCUUUUUGGAAGCGCUGCUCGUGGUGGUGGUGGUGAUGAAGUGAUUCGGUUUUCACGUCUAGACGACGCAACCUUGAGCUCGGUGAAGGAGAUGAUGAUGACGGUGGCCGACGUGCAUAAAGAGUGA
Messenger RNA from Penicillium cataractarum, 1008 nucleotides. RefSeq names its product putative ubiquitin-conjugating enzyme. The record is from RefSeq and is a predicted model, not a curated record. Lineage: Eukaryota; Fungi; Ascomycota; Eurotiomycetes; Eurotiales; Aspergillaceae. The transcript is spliced from 4 exons. The coding region runs from base 1 to 1008 and encodes 335 amino acids.